Stomoxys calcitrans (stable fly) is the source of this 425-nucleotide messenger RNA. Its product is annotated as sex-determining region Y protein-like. Lineage: Eukaryota; Metazoa; Arthropoda; Insecta; Diptera; Muscidae. Bases 31 to 288 code for a protein of 85 amino acids. The record is from RefSeq and is a predicted model, not a curated record. The transcript is spliced from 2 exons.
AAAAAUCCUUCAUUGGUAAGGACAACAGUAAUGAGUAGAAAUUUCUAUUUCAAUCGUUUGUAUAGAAAUAUAUUCAAUAACAAUAACCAUCAUCAUCAUCAGCAGCAAAAGCAACAAAAGCAUUCUGAUAACCAUCAACAACAACAGCAGCAGCAGCAGCAACAACAACAACAUCAGCAUAUGGAGACCACACCUCAGCAUUCUGAUCAGCAUGCACAUAUACAUCAGAAACAUGAAAUGAGUAGUAAUAGCGGUAAUCAGAGUACUAAUUACAAUAACCAUAAGUGAGUGAGUGUCUGCGGGAGUGUGUUAAUUAGAGCCAUGGCUGAAUCAAGUAACAUAAUUGAGUCGAUGGGUGCUGUAAGAAAUACGCAGUAUUAUGGAUCUUCUUGGCUUUGGCAGCUGUAGCCAUAACACUAGGUCUG